Molecule: messenger RNA, 1347 nt
Organism: Closterium sp. NIES-67
Lineage: Eukaryota; Viridiplantae; Streptophyta; Zygnematophyceae; Desmidiales; Closteriaceae
Source: the annotation of a GenBank genome assembly
AGAGGACGCGGAACGCGUGGGAGGGGAGAGAGACGACGAGGAGUUGUGGGAGGGGAGAGAGACGAUGUGGAAUCGUGGGAGGGGAGAGAGACGACGCGGAAGCGUGGGAGGGGAGAGAGACGACGUGGAACGUGUGGGAGGGGAGAGAAACGACGCGGAAUGCGUGGGAGGGGAGAGAGAAAACGCGGAAGGCGUGGGAGGGGAGAGAGACGACGCGGAAGGCGAGGGAGGGGAGAGAGACGACGCGGAACGCGUGGGAGGGAGAGAGACGACGCGGAACGCGAGGGAGGGAGGGGAGAGAGAUGACGCGGAACGCGAGGGAGGGAGGGGAGAGAGACGACGCGGAACGCGAGGGAGGGAGGGGAGAAAGACGACGCGGUGCGCGUGGGAGGGGAGAGAGACAACGCGGUGCGCGUGGGAGGGGAGAGAGAUGGUGCGGAACGCGUGGGAGGGGAGAGAGACGGCGCGGAACGCGAGAGAGGGGAGAGAGACGGCGCGGAACGCGAGGGAGGGGAGAGAGGCGACGCGGAAAGCGUGGGAGGGGAGAGAGACGACGCGGAACGUGUGGGAGGGGAGAGAGACGGCGCGGAACGCGUGGGAGGGGAGAGAGACGGCGCGGAAUGCGUGGGAGGGGAGAGAGACGGCGCGGAACGCGUGGGAGGGGAGAGAGACGGCGCGGAACGCGUGGGAGGGGAGAGAGACGGCGCGGAACGCGUGGGAGGGGAGAGAGACGGCGCGGAACGCGUGGGAGGGGAGAGAGACGGCGCGGAACGCGUGGGAGGGGAGAGAGACGGCGCGGAACGCGUGGGAGGGGAGAGGGACGGCGCGGAACGCGUGGGAGGGGAGAGGGACGGCGCGGAACGCGUGGGAGGGGAGAGGGACGGCGCGGAACGCGUGGGAGGGGAGAGGGACGGCGCGGAACAUGUGGGAGGGGAGAGGGACGGCGCGGAACGCGUGGGAGGGGAGAGAGACGACGCGGAACGCGAGGGAGGGAGGGGAGAGAGACGACGCGGAACGCGAGGGAGGGAGGGGAGAGAGACGACGCGGUGCGCGAGGGAGGGGAGAGAGACGACGCGGUGCGCGUGGGAGGGGAGAGAGACGACGCGGUGCGCGUGGGAGGGGAGAGAGACGGCGCGAAUCGCGUGGGAGGGGAGAGAGACGGCGCGGAACGCGAGGGAGGGGAGAGAGACGACGCGGAACGCGAGGGAGGGGAGAGAGACGACGCGGAAUGCGUGGGAGGGGAGAGAGACGACGCGGAAGGCGAGGGAGGGGAGAGAGACGACGCGGAACGCGUGGGAGGGGAGAGAGACGACGCGGAAGCCUGUAAUCCCGAGGGGUCUUAUCCUA